UUACAGCUUACAAGAGAAGACGGGCACCGGGCACCGGGCACCGGCCCAAGUUCCCCCCACCAACCCCCAAGCCCAGAACAAGACACACACCUCAUCAGCUCAUCUUACCCGCCUACCGCCUGUCAAAACGAACCGACGUUCAAAUUCAACCUCACAAUUCACAAACGAGUCGACGAGGACGCUUCAGCAGAAAAAAUCAAAAAUCAAAUGAUUAUCCAAUUUUAUCCCAUGUUCGGAUCCUCACGAUAUAUAGAUUACAGACACGAUCCUCUCCCUCUACCUCUCUCUCUCCAGUCGUCAAGUCUCUGAUCUUUGAUAGAAUUGAGAUUAUCGAUUCUCCAGUCACUUUGUUUUUUUGGUUAUCGGAAUUCGUUUCUUGUUAUUUCUCAAGCUCGAUGAUCUGUUUUCUGAUCUUUGAGUUACGUAGUUAUAUUCUAAUUCCAGGCCUCUUUGCUGCAAUUUGUAACCAAGGGGUACUGGAAUAAAAUUGAACAGCCAGUGAAGCUGCAAAUGAUGAAAUGGGUUAUGCAAUGAGUAGACUUGAAAUAGAUUCUCAGCUGUGUGACGGUGGGAAGACCACCAAUACGGCUUCUGCUAGUCAGUUUGCUAGUCAGAGCCACGGAGAAUCAUUGCCUCACCUUGAUCAUGAAAUUGCUCAUCUCACCAAGCUUAGAUCAGGGUCCCAUGAAACUUUAAGUCGUGUUGCACCUGGUAGGAGGGAGUUGCCUGUAUCGGUGGUGAAGAUGCUUGCUGGCCGAGAGGGUAACCAAUCCAGGAAAGGAAGAUUCUCUUCAGUAGAUUGUUGUCAUGUACUCAGCAGAUAUUUGCCUGUCAAUGGUCCGUGGCAGGUCGACGAGAUGAGUAGUCGAGCUUAUGUAUCCCAGUUUUCUGCUGAUGGUUCCCUUUUUGUUGCUGGGUUUCAGGGUAGCCACAUUAGAAUAUACAAUGUGGAUAGUGGAUGGAAAGUUCAGAAAGACAUUCUUGCAAGAAGCUUGCGAUGGACUGUAACUGAUACAUCUCUUUCCCCAGACCAACGAUUUCUUGUCUAUGCCAGCAUGUCACCUGUUGUCCAUAUUGUGAAUGUUGGAUCUACUGCAACGGAGUCGGUUGCAAACGUUACUGAGAUUCAUGAUGGUUUAGAUUUCUCUGUUGAUGAUGAUGGGGAAUACUCCUUUGGGAUCUUCUCUGUAAAAUUUUCAAAUGAUGGGCGAGAACUUGUAGCUGGAAGCAAUGAUAAUUCAAUAUAUGUUUAUGACCUUUGCGAAAAUAAGCUUACUCUUCGAAUAUCGGCACAUUCGUCUGAUGUAAACACAGUAUGCUUUGCGGAUGAAAGUGACCAUAUCAUAUAUUCUGGGAGUGAUGACAACCUUUGUAAGGUGUGGGACAGGCGUUGCUUUAUUGCAAAUGGACGUCCAGCUGGGGUUCUGGUAGGGCAUUUAGAAGGCGUUACAUUUAUUGACAGUAGGGGAGAUGGUCGUUACUUAAUCUCAAAUGGGAAAGAUCAGACCAUCAAACUUUGGGAUAUUCGGAAAAUGUCUUCCUAUGCUAGUUGCAUCACAAGAUUUAGAAAUUAUGAAUGGGAUUACAGAUGGAGGGAUUACCCAACCCAGGCAAGAGGCUUGAAACAUCCGAAUGAUCAAUCAUUGGCUACAUAUAGUGGUCAUUCUGUCCUGCGAACUCUUGUCCGCUGUUACUUUUCCCCGGCUGAGAGCACUGGUCAAAAAUACAUCUACACCGGAUCUUCUGACGGUUUUGUUUAUAUUUAUGAUUUGGUGAGUGGAGCCGAAGUUGCAAAGCUCAACUACCAUUCUACAACUGUUAGAGAUUGUAGUUGGCAUCCUUCCUUCCCAUUGCUCGUCAGCUCCUCCUGGGAUGGGGUGAUAGCCAGAUGGGAAUUUCCUGGAACAGGGGAGGCAUCACGCCCCUUGGUGAAGAGAAGAUCUCGGAGGAGAGAUUUAUAUUGAAAGGCAUUCAAGUCAUAUAUCUAUUAUUUGCCUCUGUAUUUAUAUUGUGAUUCAAAUUACCUUUAUCACCAGGUGAAAUUGUAUUACAUAAUAUUCUUUUUAUUUAAGCAUUUAAAUUGUAAACCUAUAGCCAAUCCUUGUAGAA
Nelumbo nucifera (sacred lotus) is the source of this 2109-nucleotide messenger RNA. Its product is annotated as LEC14B homolog. NCBI's taxonomy places the organism in Eukaryota, Viridiplantae, Streptophyta, Magnoliopsida, Proteales, Nelumbonaceae. Gene Ontology annotation, cellular component: Cul4-RING E3 ubiquitin ligase complex. Gene Ontology annotation, molecular function: protein binding. Gene Ontology annotation, biological process: proteasome-mediated ubiquitin-dependent protein catabolic process. The record is from RefSeq and is a predicted model, not a curated record.